GUUCCAUUGUGUGGCGUUCACAGCCGUGCCGUACUGAAUGUAUAUAUAAGAGGUACUGCGAGCGGGCGAAGAAUGGGUAACUGCUACACGGUGGGGCCGAACGAAGCCCUUGUAGUGUCAGGUGGCUGCUGUGGGUCAGACCAGAAGACAUAUGUUGUGGGAGGUUGGGCUUGGGCCUGGUGGCUCAUCUCAGACAUUCAGAAACUGACUCUGGAGGUUAUGACCAUCCUCUGUCGCUGCGAGAAUAUCGAAACCUCGGAGGGUGUCCCCUUGGAUGUGACAGGGGUCGCUCAGGUAAAAAUCAUGACUGAUAAGGAUCUGUUGGCAGUGGCCUCUGAACAAUUUCUGGGAAAGACUGUCAUGGAGAUCAAAAGUGUUGUUCUGCAGACUUUAGAGGGACACUUGCGUUCAAUCCUGGGCACCCUGACGGUGGAGCAGAUCUACCAGGAUAGGGACCAGUUUGCCCGGCUGGUGCGGGAGGUGGCUGCCCCUGAUGUGGGUCGCAUGGGGAUUGAGAUCCUCAGCUUUACCAUCAAGGAUGUUUAUGACAAGGUAGAUUACCUGAGCUCCCUGGGGAAGACACAGACAGCAGCAGUCCAAAGAGAUGCAGACAUUGGUGUGGCUGAGGCUGAACGGGAUGCUGGGAUUAGGGAAGCUGAAUGUAAAAAGGAGAUGAUGGAUGUCAAGUUCCUGGCAGACACUAAAAUGGCCGACUCCAAACGACAGCUGGAAAUGCAGAAAGCUUCUUUCAACCAAGAAGUGAACACUAAGAAAGCUGAGGCCCAGCUUGCAUAUGAGCUGCAGGCAGCCAAGGAGCAGCAGAAGAUCCGGCUAGAGGAGAUUGAGAUUGAGGUGGUGCAGAGGAAGAAGCAGAUCAUCAUUGAGGAAAAGGAGAUUGACAGGAUGGACAAGGAGCUCAUUGCCACGGUGAAAAGACCUGCUGAGGCUGAGGCCUACAAAAUGCAGCAGUUGGCUGAGGGGCAGAAGAUUAAGAAGGUGCUCACAGCCCAGGCGGAGGCAGAGAAAAUCCGUCAGAUAGGGGAAGCUGAGGCUAGCUCCAUCAAGGUCGUGGGGAAGGCAGAGGCUGAGAAGAUGAGGCUGAAAGCAGAGGCUUACCAACAGUAUGGAGAUGCUGCCAAGACUGCCCUGGUCCUGGAGGCCUUGCCAAAGAUUGCAGGUGAAGUUGCGGCCCCUCUUGCUCGCACCAAUGAGAUUGUCAUCCUGAGUGGGGAGGGCAGUCACGUGACUGGGGAGGUGAAUCGGUUGCUUGCAGAGCUGCCUGUCACUGUCAAUGCCCUCACUGGAGUGGACCUGUCUAAGAUUCCUUUACUGCAGAAGAUGACGAAUCCUCAAGCAUGAAGACACUAGCCUCCCAGACGUUUUCCUCUAAUAUCUCUGUUUUAUGCACUCACAUCAACUGCCUUCAGUACAAACACUUGAAAUUAGGAUUUGGGAUGUUUUUUCUACAAAUAAGUGGAUCUUUUUGGACCCUUGGUGCCUUAGUUCAGACCACAAAAUCUGCAUGUACAGCCUCUCUCCUUAAUACCAGUCUCCGUUUUUGUGAAAUUAAACGGAUGCAUUUUCAGUAUUUACAGGCAUAGUAUGUAAUGCAUGUAAAUCAUGUUUAAAGGGAUAUUGUAUCACCAACACAAAGAUGUUUAUGUGCAGCAUUUUAUUAAGCUACAGGUACCAUCUCAAUUGCAUACAAAAAAUCCAUGCUAUUUAUUUUCAUAUAGGAGCUAUUGCAAUAGCUGAAAGUCUGUUCAGUGACUUAAACAGGAUAGUAAAAGAAAAUGCUGUUUUAUUAUGUGUUGCUAUGUAUUCAGGUUUACAUCCAUUUUUCUCUAACCAGAUUUUUGUUGUAGAAGAUCAUUUCUGAUUGUUGUCCUCUGUGCUGUUCACUGCUGCUUUGACUUGGCUCUGGUGAUCUAACUGAUAGACUGUAGGACUGAGAUACUGUUCUUAGCCUUUUUCUGAAGAAUGAAGUGAAUCUAGUACUUCUCACAUUGAAAAAUAUUAUGGGUGCACAUGUUUAUCUCUCUUGAGGCUGCAGUACAUGUUUCUCUUUCCACAGUCCUGGUUCUUUGGCUCAUUUUGCCUUGCAGUAGUGGACCAUGUGGGCUGUACUGAAAGGUGAACCACUGUCAAAUUAGUCAGUUCUUUGAAUUUCAGGGCACAGUGCCUGUUGAUAUAGUAAGUAGCCAAAUUGUGCAUGUGAGUAUCUGUUGGGUCGCCUUCCCUUCCAACCUUGUGCCCUGUGUUACCGGGUUAGGCUCCAGUUUGCCGCGACCCCGCUCAGGACAAGC
Molecule: messenger RNA, 2306 nt
Organism: Scleropages formosus (Asian bonytongue)
Lineage: Eukaryota; Metazoa; Chordata; Actinopteri; Osteoglossiformes; Osteoglossidae
Product: flotillin-2a
Exons: 11
Coding region: 73-1359 (428 amino acids)
Biological process (GO): regulation of myoblast differentiation; protein localization to plasma membrane
Cellular component (GO): flotillin complex; plasma membrane; cytoplasmic vesicle
Molecular function (GO): protease binding
Source: RefSeq, a predicted model, not a curated record